AUGCCCCGUUUGAUAAGUCCAGAGGAUGUCCUUUUGGCCGGCGAGGCCUCCGCAUAUAUGCACCAGUUUGGAGAUGCAGCUCUCGUCCCCGCCACAGCUUUUAGUCAGCAAACGCAUCACGACAACGGAGGUGGGCUUGGAAUGGGCGAAACCACUACGUACGUUUCUCAGAUCAAUAUACCGGAUUACUGGAUUGGACCGUCGUCAGGAGUUAUGGUGGGCAACGAAUUAGGAGGAGCGCCUUUGAUGGCUGGGACACAAAUCCCCACAUAUCCGUUGACAGAGGCCGCACAAGGAUCGCCCUCUGACAAAUCAGCAUCCAUCUCCGCAGACGUUGGCCCGCUAGCCCGAGCCAGAAAGUCAACAAGUGAUCGUGAGCCAGUCCAUUCCAGGUUUGUUGAGCAUACCCCGUUGGUGGAGAUCAAACUGUCGAAGGAGCUGGAGAUUGAUACUAUGUUGGAUUGGCUGGAAAAGGACAACAAUAAUGCGAUUAUCAAAGGACGCCAGAAAACUAGCGUAGGAACCACGGAGUCAGCCAGGCAGGCUUUUAAAAGAGCAGCUACCUACCUCUUCGAAAAGACAGGGGUCCGUAUUACGGGGACCGCACUGUACAGUCGAUGGCAGAGGCAUAAGGCCUUGUACAAGAAAGUAGCGAAGAUGGCGGAAGGAACAGGAGCAGGUUUGGGAGAUGACGACGGAGUUAGUACCUUUGACGAACUCCUUGAGAGAAAAUGCCCAGGAUAUGGACGCAUGGAUGCCCUCUACUGCAACACCCCUCUAAUAGCCCCCCUUGGUCAUGCAACGACUGGAAAAGACGGGUUGAACGUAUCUAAACUUGGCCGCACCACUACCUCCUUGGCGAGGUCCAGACUUGGUACUUACAGCAACGACGAUGACGAAGAGGAGCAGAAUAACAGCGGUGCAGGAGAGUAUCCGGUGGAAGGAGAGUACGUUUCUGUUGGAUGA
Messenger RNA from Linnemannia hyalina, 966 nucleotides. NCBI's taxonomy places the organism in Eukaryota, Fungi, Mortierellomycota, Mortierellomycetes, Mortierellales, Mortierellaceae. The record is from the annotation of a GenBank genome assembly.